This is a messenger RNA of Osmerus eperlanus (European smelt), 1756 nucleotides long. RefSeq names its product caspase recruitment domain-containing protein 19-like. The record is from RefSeq and is a predicted model, not a curated record. The transcript is spliced from 6 exons. NCBI's taxonomy places the organism in Eukaryota, Metazoa, Chordata, Actinopteri, Osmeriformes, Osmeridae. Gene Ontology annotation, cellular component: mitochondrion. Bases 581 to 1075 code for a protein of 164 amino acids.
CAGAUCAAAGCUAACUACUUAGUCCUCAGUCGCUGCACUGUUGGCUUCCGCGACCUGUUGAAUGCAUUUCUCAAUAACUUCUGGUGUCAACUUAUUAAGUAUGAUGAUUUAGUGUCGUCAAUUUAACUGAAAGCAACCGUUAAAGCAAACAUUUUCGCAUGAUAAGGUUAAAUCUGCACAAAAUGAAUAAUACAUUGUUCGAUAACAAUCUGCUUUGCGCACAGUAAUUCCGACACAGUGUCCUAAUUUGAACAUUUAAACACUCGCACUAAAAAUAAUAUUCCGUAAUUUAACGUCUGGCAUCAAAGUGUUGUCCAGCCCUCGCGUGACAAACUUUAUUCAACUUUCUAAAAGGAGACGAUAAACCUCUUAGGCAUGUAUUCUCAGGGAAGCACCGAUGCAAACAACACAAGAAUGGUAGACUAUCUGUAGAUCAGCAACUUCUACUAGCGUUAAGUAGUGUUACAAUUACAUCGGUCUCUCUAAUGCCCUUGCCUGAUCCUAUGAGCUUGCACGCACUGAAGACGGUUACCAUGAGCAGCUCCAGAGAGACAGCCAGUCCCUGUGUUCAGACCAGCGAAUGGACACAGAACUGGUGGACAAACUGGUCCUCCAGCUCAACAGAAUCUACCCCCAGAUAUUGAGUGACAAAGAGGCCCAGAGAUUCCGUAACUUGAGGGUCCCCACCACAGUCCGGUUGGCUGAGCUGCUGGUGCACCUGCAGGGGAAGGGCGAGGAGGCGUGUCAUGAGUUCUACAGAGGGCUUCACAUCCACGCUGAGGACAUCUACUUCAGCCUACCCACCAGAGUCAGGCGCAGAGAGACGGCAGACCCAAUCUGGACUAACACAGGGGCCGGGCGCAGAGAGAGAUAUGUACUUAAUGACAGGGGACCGUUGUUCUUCUUAAGUUGUUUCAGUCUGGCAGUGGGCCUGGCCAUGCUCUACUAUUGUGGGGCAGAGGUGAAGGCAAUGAAGGGUCCAGGUUCAUUGCUGCAGUACUCAGCUCUCAGACUGAGCAGGGGAGCCAGUGAUGUUCUGAUAUCGUACGCCGAUGAUGGAGCCAGAAAAAUAUAAGCCAAUUUAAGAAACAAGCUUAAAAGAAAACUAUGGAGAACAUGUCCCUUUGCAAAACAUAUCACUUUGCUAUGCCAAACUCUUACUAGUAGAGGAAGUUCUAAGGUGCUACUUUAUGAAGGUUGUACAUACUUGUAAAUAUAAUUUUACUUAUUUGGUCAAUGGUAAAGAUUCAAAUUGAACCUUGAUUUAUUGGACAUAAUUGUUUUAACAGUGUCUCUAUGCUCUUUAUAAAAGUUUAACGUGGGCCUAAUUUGAACACUACUGAUAAAAGAGCAUUAGGGACCACAUUUCAGGUCAGUAUCACUAUUUAAUCUAAUUCAUUGAAUCUUAGGUAACUUGAAAAGGCUAAACAUUUACUUGUAUGCCUGGUAAUUGAACUUUUUCACCACAUCAAAACAAGCAGCUGUGUAACUUUGGAUGCCUCAAAUGAAUGUUUCAACACCCUCAAGUAUGAACGACAGCACUACUGCCUGUUUCUGUACGUUGAACACAGUUAUAGAAUGUUGUACACACAGAGUAAUUGUCCUUACCUUCUCGCUUACUUACAACGUUCAGUGCCUUCUGAUGGUGUGGGGAUAGCUUUGUGAUGAGAGUCCUGAUGACAGCUCUGAUCUCAAAUCCACUGUUCUCAGAAAACCAUGGAUGAUCAAUAAAUGAUUUGAAUUGGUCUCCAAUUUA